Messenger RNA from Acomys russatus (golden spiny mouse), 933 nucleotides. Its product is annotated as olfactory receptor 1N1-like. Gene Ontology annotation, biological process: G protein-coupled receptor signaling pathway. Gene Ontology annotation, molecular function: G protein-coupled receptor activity; olfactory receptor activity. Gene Ontology annotation, cellular component: membrane. Lineage: Eukaryota; Metazoa; Chordata; Mammalia; Rodentia; Muridae. The record is from RefSeq and is a predicted model, not a curated record.
AUGGAAAACCAAUCCAGUGUCUCUGAGUUUUUCCUACGAGGAAUAUCAGGGUUUCCAGAGCAUCAACAGCUGCUCCAUGGACCUUUCCUGUGUAUGUAUCUUAUAGCCUUGACUGGGAAUGCUCUCAUCAUCCUGGCCAGCUCUGACCCACACCUCCACACUCUUAUGUACUUCUUUUUGGCCAACCUGUCCUUCGCUGACAUGGGUUUAAUAUCCUCUACAGUGACCAAGGUGCUGUUUAAUGUUCAGACUCAGCAGCGUACCAUCUCCUAUACAGGUUGUCUCACUCAGAUGUACUUCUUCUUGAUGUUUGGCGAUCUGGACAGCUUCUUCCUGGCUGUGAUGGCCUAUGACCGCUAUGUGGCCAUUUGCCGCCCUCUCCACUAUUCCACAAUCAUGAGUGCUCGAGUCUGCGCCCUGAUGCUUGCCCUGUGCUGGGUCCUCACCAAUGUAGUUGCCUUGACUCACACUCUCCUCAUGGCUCGACUAUCCUUCUGUGUUGUUGGGGAAAUAGCUCACUUUUUCUGUGACAUUACUCCUGUCCUGAAGCUAUCAUGCUCUGACACUCAUGUCAAUGAGCUAAUGGUCUUUGCCUUAGGAGGCACAGUACUCAUUGUCCCCUUUGUAUGCAUUGUUGUCUCCUAUGUCCACAUUGUAUUUGCUGUUCUGAGGGUUCAAGCCCCUGGUGGGAGAACAAAGGCCUUUUUUAGCUGUGGUUCCCAUCUCUGUGUGGUCUGUGUUUUCUAUGGAACACUGUUCAGUGCCUACUUGUGCCCUCCCUCGGUAGUCUCUGCAGAAAAGGAUAUUGCAGCUGCAGCAAUGUAUACAGUGGUGACUCCCAUGUUGAACCCCUUCAUCUAUAGCCUGAGGAACAAGGACAUGAAAGGAGGAGUAAAGAGGCUUCUCUGUCAUGAAAGAGUUUUCUCUUCUUAA